UACGCAGGCAGGCAGAAGUUAUAAUUGUCAGAAAUACGAUUUUAGUUAGAAGCAAAAUAAAGUCGUAGUUUCGAUUAUUCUAAUCUAAAUAUAAUGAGAUCAGUCGACAGCUUCAGAUAAAUAGUAUUGAUAAAAAACCAAAAUGAGCAAGCAUAUGUAUUCAACUGCGAAUUUGUCCGACAAAGAGUUAAAGGAACAGGGAAACAGGCUGUUCAGCCUUAGACGUUUCGAAGAUGCUAUGAAUUGUUAUACAAAGGCAAUAAUAAAAAAUCCAUCUGUAGCCACAUACUUUACAAAUCGUGCUCUAUGCCAUUUGAAGAUGAAGCACUGGGAAGCCACAUGUCAGGAUUGUAGGCGAGCACUUGACAUAGACAAUAACCAAGUGAAGGGGCACUUCUUUCUUGGACAAGCGUUAGUAGAACUUGAGUGUUAUGAUGAAGCAAUCAAACAUUUACAUAGAGCAAGUGAUUUGGCUCGUGAGCAGAAACUAAACUUUGGUGACGAUAUAGCAGCACAACUACGUAUUGCUAGGAAGAAGAGAUGGAAUGUGCAGGAGGAAAAGAGGAUAGCUCAGGAGAUUGAACUGCAGACUUAUUUAAAUAGGCUAAUAAAUGAAGAUUUGCAGCGUAGAAUAGAAACAAUAAAAUUAGAAAAUAGUAGUGAAGACGAAAAUAAUACACAAAUAAGCAAAGUUGAAGAAGAAUGUAAUAAUUAUACUAGCGAGCUUAACAAUUUAUUUUCAAAAAUGGACGAGAGAAGAAGGAAACGUGACGUACCGGAUUAUUUAUGUGGGAAAAUCAGCUUUGAAAUACUAAACGAGCCUGUCAUCACGCCUAGCGGAAUUACCUAUGAGCGGAAAGACAUUGAAGAACAUUUAGAGCGUGUCGGCCACUUCGAUCCUGUGACCCGUGUGAAGUUAACCGCCGACCAACUGAUACCCAACUUCACUAUGAAGGAAGUGGUGGACGCGUUUCUCCAGGAGAACGAGUGGGCGCUCGACUACUAACCGUGUUUUUUAUUCUGUGUUCAUUUAGCGUUCGAUUGUCCAUUAUAAGUAGUGUGUUCCAUUAUACAUAGUUCCAUUAAUAAAUAUAGAACGCUAUGAUAUAGAAUUGGCUUGAGAAGGACACUUGACAAAGGGAUACACUUAAAAGAAAUGCCACCACUGGAGCAGUAGCGGCACAAAGUUAUAUUUACAUGAAUUAAGAAUUUUUUUCUUAUUUUAAUACACUCAUUAGGUACAUAGUGUUGGGUGUACGCAUACAUUACAUUCUGUUGGAUAUCAGAGCCUAGUAUUUUGAAUACUAUUUUAAUACAGCAUAAGUAACAGUUAUAUGUCAUAAAAAACUUAUGUACUGUUUCGUACAAUUGGAAAUAUUGACACGUUACGAAUUUUUGAAGAGUUCAUAUCGUGGCGAGACGUCACAUUACACGUUUUUUAAUAAAGUACAUUAACUCAAAAUGUAUAAAUUGGAAAAACUAUUUUAGGAUUUUAAUUAUAGCGUUCAUUUCCGAAAAUUAUAAGCAAUUUUAGUUAUUGUAAUUUAUUUUUAAGCGUGGGACAUUAGACAAUAUACUAUAUAUUGUAAAAAUAGCGGCAAGAAAACUCUUGAUUAGUACAUACCUGAACAAAUUUAUGCAGAUCUGCAGUUAUAUUGUUAGAUCAUACACGCCAAAGUUAUUAAGUCUAAAUUUCACAUAUGGACAAAUCGUAUAUUAACACAAAUCGUGAAUUCUAUCAAAACGUUAUUUCUUUUGCAUCUGUAUAGGCUAAUACUGGAACGAUUUGUUAGCGUAACAAAUCGUAAAAAUUCAGGAAUAUACGUUUACAAGUACGCAUUUAUCAACACGAAACUCGUGCGUAGCAGUAACGGGGAAUUAAGGUAUUAUUCGUCCGUAUUCUGUAAUUUUAGUAUUAAAUUUUUCUCUUGAAACCAUUAUACACCUUGCUAAGUAAGGCGAUGCCGCCAGAACUGGGGAAGAGAAAUAUUAACGAUUCAUGACAUGUGUGAACGUUCCAUAUAGUAGUAGAAGUAAUUGGAUAACACGAUUUAGUACACGCUGGAUUCAUACGUACUAAAUAACAUGCAAGGAGUCAUGUUGUCAAAUUAGCUUCUUAUGAAGAGGUGGUAUACCAUUGACACUAAUAGUAGUAGUGACCCAAACUGUUAUGACCAUUUUGUUAAAGUAAUAGUCGUUUGUUCUGACGGACAUUUAAAAAUUUCGCAUGCAUUUCAUAUUUCCGACUGACUUUUGAUUAGAUAGAAACAAAAUCUAAAUAAUCCAAAAGAGGUAGGUCUGCCUCCUUGCUCUUUGUAUUCAAAUACACCGAACGAAAUAUGGCGAAGUCAAUAGUUGCCUCGUUGC
Messenger RNA from Achroia grisella, 2367 nucleotides. It is a transcript of the gene STUB1, whose product is annotated as E3 ubiquitin-protein ligase CHIP. Gene Ontology annotation, biological process: cellular response to misfolded protein; positive regulation of proteolysis; proteasome-mediated ubiquitin-dependent protein catabolic process. Lineage: Eukaryota; Metazoa; Arthropoda; Insecta; Lepidoptera; Pyralidae. Gene Ontology annotation, cellular component: cytoplasm; Z disc. The transcript is spliced from 7 exons. The coding region runs from base 143 to 1006 and encodes 287 amino acids. Gene Ontology annotation, molecular function: protein-folding chaperone binding; ubiquitin protein ligase activity. The record is from RefSeq and is a predicted model, not a curated record.